This is a messenger RNA of Dendronephthya gigantea, 2165 nucleotides long. RefSeq lists its product as uncharacterized. Bases 427 to 1938 code for a protein of 503 amino acids. The transcript has a single exon. Gene Ontology annotation, biological process: transmembrane transport. Gene Ontology annotation, molecular function: transmembrane transporter activity. NCBI's taxonomy places the organism in Eukaryota, Metazoa, Cnidaria, Anthozoa, Malacalcyonacea, Nephtheidae. The record is from RefSeq and is a predicted model, not a curated record.
GUCCUACAUUUCAUACGUUUCCUAUAAUUAAUCCUCAUUUCCUUGUAACUGUUAGAACUUUUUCACUUAGUCCUAUACUGACCACCCAUAUAUACUGUCCCCGUUUCUAUAAGUGAAUCGGUGAGCGGCUGAGCGCCCAGGUUAAGAUCAAAAUGCCACCCGUAAAAUCAGUGUUGUGUUCGCAAUAUUUAGCCUCUUGACAUCAACGAACUGUCAGGUUUUCAUAAACAAACUUUGAAUUUACAAUUCUGUACGUAUAUCUAUAGUAAAACCGUGAUAAAUUCUAUCGAUUAGACGCCAAAUAUCAAACCAGAAAAUCGACGAUUCGAAGCGGUGUAUCGCCUGAAACAUGGAGAACAAUGCAUGUAAAUGAAUAUCAGUUGUUUUACGGUGUCUUUGAGCUCGUAAAGUUUAUGUUCAAGAGCUAUGUUAGAUGGGGAAGUUUGCGAUGCCGAUUCGUACUGUGAAAAUCAAGACAAUGAAAUUGAGUCCGGGGAAAAGACAGCUUGCAGUCAAAGCGAAGCGAGGAGUUUAACUAAAUCACAAGUGUUCUUUCUAAACGUUUCUUGGUUUGGCCUCAACGCCAUGUAUCUUGUCUUGUCUAUAGAAGUAUUCCCGAGUCAAGUACACGCUUUGGUCGGCUCUGAGGAUAAGGGGCAAGUAUUAGGAGCGAUGAUAGCGCUGGGCGCUGUUGUCACUUUUUUUGUGAGUCCUUUGAUUGGCAUGAAAAGUGACCGAUUGGUUUUCAAAUAUGGCCGCCGUCGGCCGUUCAUGGUCGCUGGCAUGUGCUUGCUUGUCAUAGCCUUGUACGGGAUGGCAUUUAGCGCGCCGUACGUGGAAAACGAGAAGGGAAAUUCGACUUGUUCAAUAGGACUUGAGCUCAAAAGAUGCCUACCGUAUUUAAACCUCAGCGUUCUCGAGAAGGAAAGCAACAACAACAGCGCUGACGUGGACGUUUUGCUAAAUAUUUUAUCGCAAAAAGAUACAGAGGGAAACGUUGUUAUGUAUGUUGUAUUUUACACAAUGGUGAUGGCGUGUUAUGCGCUUGUUAGCGUACCGUACAACGGUCUUAUAGCUGAUCUAACUCCGCCACAACAACGAGGCUUUAGCUCGGGGGUCAUGGGAGCAAUGACUUUGGCGGGAAACAUAACGGGUGCUGCUAUUGGUCUAUUCUUUUUCCGCCUCGGGGUGGUUGGGAUUUACUCAUUGGUCUGUUUCAUAUUCGUCAUUUGCGUUUUGAUAACGGUAUUUUGUAGCUCGGAGCUACCGUUGACUGAACAACCAGAGCAUCUGGGUUUCAAAGGCCUAUUCCUAGCGUAUUGGGAACCUUUAAAAGACGCCGAUUUUCGAUGGGUCUUCAUGACCAGAUUUCUAAUGCAACAGGGUGUUGCCACGGUGACGGGUUUCCUGGAAUUUUGGCUAAACGACAUGGUGAGCUUACCGCACUGUUGGUCCCCGGAGAGGUCGGUAGCACUUAUCCUUUUGCCAUUGCUGUUGGCAGCGGCAGGGAUUUCUAUCAUUGCUGGGUUCCUGUCAGACGCUUUGCAAAGACGCAAGCCUUUAGUGACGGGUUCGGCAAUCCUCAUGUCCAUAUGCGCGUUGAUAUUCGCUUGCCUAAAAGGCAAGUACGCGUUUUACGCCUCCAUACCAGUGGCAGUCGCUUUUGGGAUCGGGUUCGGCGCGUAUUGCGCGAUAGAUUUCGCCUUGGUCAUGGACGUUUUGCCGGAAGAUAAGGACAAGGCAAAAGACCUCGCUGUUUGGCAUCAAGCCCUUGUACUUCCACAAGCUGUUGCCACGCCAAUAGGUGGAAUCAUUUUAGAUGUUUUUGAAAGAUACGAUUGUCAUAUGGGUCUGGGGUACAUCAUUCUCUUCACGGUGACCUCUUUUUACUUCGCUCUAAGUGGGAUAUUUGUUAUAAAAAUUAAAAAAGCGAAGUAAGAGGCCACUUUUUCAUACGAUGCAGUGCUUUGCAGCCUUCGUACAACUGGUCGUAGUAAACCAAUUUUGUAUACUCUGAAUUUGAUUAUCAAUAGCAUUGAUUUUUGCUAGGACAACCGGCAAACAGGCAUGGUGCCAGUUUGCAGUAGAUAGUCCCAUGAGUGUGUUUUAAUAUGUCUUUUUUUUCAAGUUAACUUCCGUUUUUAUAUUAAACAUGUACAAACGCA